AUGCUGCGCUCUGCUCUCAAUCUAGCCACUCUCCUCGGUCUCUCAACCGCCUUCUCAAUCUCCCACCGGCAAGAUGCGUCCUAUAUUUACAUCCCCAUCGAGUUCCUCUACGGCGCCGACUCCCGCGUAACAACCAACAUAACAUUUGGCAGCUCGCCCUCCUCCCACCCCAUAACCGUAGUAAUGGACACCGGCAGCGCCAAUGCCUGGAUCUGGCAAAGCGGCGCCCUCGUCCACUGGGGCUCACCCUACCUCUUCGACCCUGGGCCCUGCAACCUGACCGUCCCAAACACAACCACCUACAACCCCGCUCUCUCCCUCACCUCCCACACGCAAAACAUAAGUAGCGAGUACGUCUAUGCAGGGAACAGCAAGAUUGUGCAAGGCAACCUGUACUCCAACGACACACUCACCUUCCUCUCCUCACCCACCGCAUCAAACACCACCUCCACGUCCUCGAUCCCGAAUAUCCAGCUCGCCCUGGAGAACAGCGCCAUAUUACGCCUCCGCGACAACGGCUCCUGUGCCCCACCUCCAAGCUACGACAAAGGAAUAAUCGGCCUCUCACCCUACAUCCCCACAAACAGCACAGCAAUCCAAGGCCCCUCGUUCCGGCAAAACCUCUUCUCCGCCUCGCGCAUUAAAGCAAAAACAAUGGUCACCUGGUUCAACGCCCCUCCCUCCACCCUCUCAACCCUCUCCGGCGGCCUCUUACUCGGUGCAAUCGAUACCUCGAAAUUCUCCGGCCCGUUGGUGCGAGUGCAGAAUGUGGUGGAGAGUGGGCAAGUCGGGUACUACAUCGCGAAGCCAAACAUCACGUUUAACGGGCAGGAGCUGGUGCCGGACCAGAACACGACCUGUUUAUUAGAUUCAGGGACGCACGCUGAUUAUCUGCCUUUCGCACCCCUGUCCGCCCUCCCAUCGCGGUUCUUCAACUCCUCAGGCGGACAGCUAGUCGACGAGAACGGUGUGGUGGGAUAUAAUGGGACGUGUGACUCGAUCCCGAGGGAUCUGAAUCUUACGUACACCUUCGGCGGCUUUACGUCAGGCAAAACCAUCAAAAUCGAUGUCCCGUUGAGGAAUUAUGCGAGAGGGGCGAUGCUGAAUGGAGGAGACGACGGGGUUUGUUUACUUAAUUUGGAGGUCGGCGGGUGUACGUUUGGAGCGCCGUUUUAUUCGGGCGCUGUGGUGGCGGUGGAUGAUGAGAGGGGUGUUCUUGCUUUGGCGCGGGGAGGUGUGUCAAAAGACGGAUCUGGGGCUGAUGCUGCAUCGUUGAAGAUAUUUGGGACCGGGGAGACGUUUGAUUUCGUCUGA
Messenger RNA from Hyaloscypha bicolor E, 1314 nucleotides. Its product is annotated as acid protease. The record is from RefSeq and is a predicted model, not a curated record. The transcript has a single exon. Gene Ontology annotation, molecular function: aspartic-type endopeptidase activity. NCBI's taxonomy places the organism in Eukaryota, Fungi, Ascomycota, Leotiomycetes, Helotiales, Hyaloscyphaceae. Gene Ontology annotation, biological process: proteolysis. The coding region runs from base 1 to 1314 and encodes 437 amino acids.